Messenger RNA from Arabidopsis thaliana (thale cress), 1370 nucleotides. RefSeq names its product 2-oxoglutarate (2OG) and Fe(II)-dependent oxygenase superfamily protein. The record is from RefSeq and is marked reviewed. Gene Ontology annotation, cellular component: cytoplasm. The transcript is spliced from 2 exons. Gene Ontology annotation, molecular function: oxidoreductase activity. NCBI's taxonomy places the organism in Eukaryota, Viridiplantae, Streptophyta, Magnoliopsida, Brassicales, Brassicaceae. Bases 88 to 960 code for a protein of 290 amino acids.
CUAACUUCAAAAAUUCUUAUCUUCACGACUACGCUUCUGUCUUUACUUCCUCUCUCAACGUACGUAGACAGAAAAAAACAAAACAUCAUGACAGAAAAAUCUGCAGAACUCGUUCGUUUGAACGAACUCAAGGCUUUUGUAUCGACAAAAGCAGGUGUGAAAGGACUUGUCGAUACCAAAAUAACCGAAGUUCCUCGAAUCUUCCAUAUCCCUUCUUCUUCAACUUUAUCUAACAACAAACCUUCUGAUAUCUUUGGCUUAAACCUCACUGUCCCAAUCAUUGACCUCGGAGAUGGUAACACAUCUGCUGCAAGAAACGUCCUCGUUUCCAAGAUUAAAGAAGCAGCUGAGAAUUGGGGAUUUUUCCAAGUAAUCAAUCAUGGUAUUCCUUUAACUGUUCUUAAAGAUAUCAAACAAGGUGUUCGAAGAUUUCAUGAGGAAGAUCCAGAGGUCAAGAAACAGUAUUUUGCUACAGAUUUCAAUACAAGAUUUGCUUACAACACCAACUUCGAUAUUCAUUAUUCUUCUCCUAUGAAUUGGAAAGACUCUUUCACUUGCUACACUUGUCCUCAAGAUCCUCUAAAGCCAGAGGAAAUCCCACUAGCUUGCAGGGAUGUUGUGAUUGAAUACUCGAAGCAUGUAAUGGAAUUAGGAGGUUUACUCUUCCAACUUCUCUCAGAAGCUUUAGGUUUAGACUCUGAGAUUCUUAAGAACAUGGAUUGUCUCAAGGGUUUGCUUAUGCUCUGCCAUUAUUAUCCACCUUGUCCACAACCUGACCUAACUUUGGGCAUAAGUAAACACACCGACAAUUCCUUCAUAACAAUUCUUCUUCAAGAUCAAAUCGGUGGUCUUCAAGUUCUUCAUCAAGAUUCUUGGGUUGAUGUAACUCCUGUUCCUGGAGCUCUUGUCAUCAGUAUCGGUGAUUUCAUGCAGGCAAGCUCGAUUGAUGCUUCCUUUUAACUCAAAACAGAGUCUUUCUUUAUCAAUACACUUGAGUCAUUUUGUUUUGCAGCUGAUCACAAACGAUAAGUUCUUAAGUAUGGAGCAUAGGGUACGGGCAAACAGAGAUGGACCGCGGAUUUCAGUUGCUUGCUUCGUUAGCUCGGGAGUGUUUCCAAAUUCCACUGUUUAUGGACCGAUAAAAGAGCUUCUUUCUGAUGAAAACCCUGCAAAGUACAGAGACAUCACUAUACCAGAAUACACUGUAGGAUACCUAGCAAGCAUCUUCGAUGGAAAAUCGCAUUUGUCUAAGUUCCGGAUAUGAAGAAAUUACUUGUAUGGCUUAGUUAAAAACAGAUAUGUGUGUUUUGCUGCUCUCUUCUCGCUCGAGAGGACAUCAACUAUUUUGUUAAUAAGAAAGAAUUUUUUAC